Peronospora belbahrii is the source of this 4017-nucleotide messenger RNA. NCBI's taxonomy places the organism in Eukaryota, Oomycota, Peronosporomycetes, Peronosporales, Peronosporaceae. The record is from the annotation of a GenBank genome assembly.
AUGCCAUUAUUUGCUCCCUUAGACUCUAUUGGCCAUAACCAGGUUGCAAUUCCGGGUCUUCUGUUGCACAAUCAGAGAAACCAAGCGGAUGACCGACCAUCAUUCUUGUUUUGGCGCGCAAUUUUUCUCGACUUUAUGGAGCAGCGUCGACGGAUAAUAGCCAAGUCUCUUCUUGGCCACAGUCUUUUUGGUUUCCAAAUCCACGAUCCCGUUGUAUAUGAACGUCUGUGUAAGUUAAAGACGUUGUUAAUGGCCACGUGCAAUGAGAGGAAUCAGAUUGCGCUUUUGAGUGAGAAUAUUUGCAAGAUUGAAGAAAAGCUCAAGACCCAUGAAGAAGAAUUUCUGGUAGAGCCACUACGUCAUUUUAAGCAGGAGAUGGAGCUUUUACUUGACGUAAAUAGCGAAGACGAUGAGGUUAUGAUACAAGAGGAAGAGGAGAAGGAAGAAGGGGACGUGCUCAUAGAUUACGACGAGACCUUAUCGGUUUCUCAAGAACCUUUUUUUAGUAAUUCUUUGCACGUAUGGAAACCUCUAGAUAACGAUAUUAUCAUCAAACAGAAGAAGACACAGGAACGAAGCCCCUGUGGUGUCUGCUGUGCCUCAGACUCAAUUGACAAUGACCCACUCAUUGUAUGUGACAUCUGUCGCAUGGCAGUUCAUCAAACAUGCUAUGGAUUGACUGCAAUUCCCGAGGGAAAAUGGUACUGUCACUUGUGUAAAACGUACUUGGACGCUCUGGAUGUUGAAAAGAAUAUAAUUGUGACACAUGAAUUCGAGUGCGAAGCAUGUUGUAUUAAGGCUGGAGCAAUGGCACCAACGGUGGAUGGGGGAUGGGUUCAUUUAGCGUGCACUAUGUUCUUGCCCGAGCUGGAUUUGCAUGACAAACAAGUGUCGACAUUGCAGGGCGUGUCAGAUCAUUUGCAGGUUGUUUGUGGGCUAGAUAAGCUACACAAGAGAAGACGACUACGGUGCUAUUUCUGCAAGAAGAACAAUGAAAGAGGAGCAUGCGCGCAAUGUGCUCUAGACAAGUGCGUAGUUGCAUAUCAUGCAUUAUGUGCGCUCCGGAACGGAAUUAAAUUGCGAUACAUGGAAGACCAGGGUCAAUUCGGGAGUGGAUGUCUCAAACACCAAGCUGAAUUCUUGAAACUAGAUAGAGAUUUGGAAGUUGAAGUAAAUGACGGUGGAGAAAAAGGUGUUAAGUUGUUAGGGAAAGCAGUCGGUGAUACGAAUGGUGGUAAUAACGAGUUGGACAGCGACAGUGUUAAUGACGACAGCCACGACUCCUGCUCGGAUGGUAAGCACUAUCUAUACGGUGCGAAGCAAAGAUAUUCGAUUCAAAAAACACCAACGAAAAUGCCACCACCACGUUUGCUUGGUGGACCUCCAUUACGUAAAAGCGGUGGGAACGGUUCCAGCAGACUAAAACGAAAACGACACGACAAGCUAUCAGUAGAGAGCGCAACACCGGUUUUGGUUGUUCCCACUCCUCCAGCUGCCACAGAUGCGGCUUCUACCUUAGCCUCUCAUCUGACGAAAGCUUCCUAUACUCACAAGGAAGUUAACUCCAAUAGUCGUAUGAUUCUCCAGACGAAUGUCUUUGCUCCGUCGAUUUAUCCCCCGGCAUACAUACGAGAAGAACCGAGCGAGCGAGAUUUUGAGUACGUCAUGGUAUUAAUUGCAAGUCGGCCUUUAGGUCUUGGAAUUGCAUCGUCUGUGAAAGAUGCCGGCAUUUUUCUUCACGCUCAGAAAACCCGUAAUCCGGCAAUUCUAGCGGCGUUGAAGCACGGAGUCAUACAAGACGGUGACGAGGUAUUUGCGUUUAACGAUCUUACUUUACGAAACAUAGGUCUUGAGAAGUUUGAAAAUGAUGUGGUUUCUGCUCUUUCGCUACCCGUCCAUUGCUGGUUCCGAACGAGGCGGAAAAAUAGUGUGGUCAAAUUUGCUAUUUCCGAAGCGGCACCAGUUUGUGUCACGGCCGCUGCGCAAAAUACUCUCGGUACAUCAGUAUCGGUAAAGCAGGGUGCGGUGGCCACACAUACCAAAGUGGUGACAUCACACUCCGAAUUUCGUCCAGAAACUCAUAGUUCUGAUCUUGCUUGCUCAAAGGAUGUCUUGCGUGAUGCGGAAACUGAAGUUACGUGUGGAGGCAUUGAUUGGCCGUGGGUGUUUCUUCGGUCUGACGCGAAGCUUGCCAUGAAGCUGUUCUGGACAACACUAGACUCGGCAUUUUUUCUCCGAAGAAUGAGCAAGCGCACGUUUUCACAGCUGCAGAGAAACGUAGAGGAUAUUUGUGGAGUACGUUUCGGUGGCUUGCUCAUGGAAUGUGGUCAGCUUCGUCAAUUGCUGGUAAUGCCACGAUGCGAGCGCGUACCUGAAUAUCUUGUGAGUUUUCGUAGCUUGCGCAAACCGCAACACAACUUGUUAUUACCCGGUAUCUUCACGGAUGCUCUUGGCGACGCGAACACAGACGCAAGUGAAGAAACGGCGCUUGAAGUGGGCACUACAGUAUCUGUUGCAACACGCACGUGGCCUGGUAUGAACAAACACGGUGGCGUAGUGGCAGCGAAAAAAAGGGUGGAGCGCAAAUAUAUCAGCGUGGUGGAUCUUGACACAGUGCGGUCUGAGAAGAGCGAAGAACAUAGCUUUACGUCAAACGGUAAAAGGCAGAAAUGUGAACCGGAAACCGUUGCCAAAGAUGCUGCGGAGGUAGAUGUAAGCACCUUGGGUGUGAAGCUAUUUGUUGCUGUUAGUCGGACAGCGGACACAGAAAAGCUGAGCGCACUCCCAGAUGUAGGAAUUGGAAGGCCGCCGAAACAUUGCCGCUUCCAAUUGCAGUUCUCGACCGCAGAUGCUACCGUGUAUUGCGAAAGAAAUUCAGGACAUCUCAAUCACGUCCCUCUUGCGAAAGAAAUUCUCAUGGAUCGUCACUUUGAAGUUAAGCUCUCCGAAGUUGACGCUUUGACAAACGCAUGUUUCAUUUUUGAGGUUCUGAGCAUCGAAGAUCGCGUUGGAGACGAAGUGAGCGAGGAUGAUUCGGAGAGUGAAGACGAAGAAGACAAAAUUAAGAGCAAAUUGGCUACUUUGCAGCAACAGUUCCGCUCCAUAAUGGAGUUGAACGACCUGGCAUUUGAUUCUCUUACAACUAAAGUGGAUGAAGAGUACGCGUCGAAGGAGUACUAUCAGCAUGAGCUGCAGGAUAUCCAGUGGCGCAAUUAUGAGCGCAUGUACCAGGAGUUACAGGCUGCUAGACGUCGUUUUGAUGAAAGCGAUGGCGGCAGUGAUAUGGACGAAGACGGGCAAGUUUCUGGUUCAGAGACAAAGACGCAGAGCGAUGAGGGAGAGAAUAGUGAGAACGAGGAUAUUUCUUUUGGAGGGAUGUUUGUGAACAAGCUCAAACAAGAGAGCAGUGAAAUGUGUGCACUCUGUGAGCUAAGUGGUGGUGAUUUUACUGCUACAGACACCGGUCAAGUGGUGCAUCCUCAAUGCGCACUGUUCACACCCGAAACUUUCUUUAAAGAUGGAGUCGUUCAUGGUAUCGAUUUGGUAGAUCCGCAACGUCAGCAGUUGAAGUGUUCUUUAUGUGGAGGUCAAAAAGGGUUGAGCAAAAUUCAGUGUGCCCACGGAAAGUGUAUACGAGCAUACCACGUGGCCUGUGCGUUUGUGAACGGCCUUCUUACGAUAAAAUCAUCCAAAUAUCAAGCGUGGUGUCCUCGGCAUCUUAAAAUGUCUGGAAUGGAGCAAUUUGUAGAGCUUCCAGACCAUUUGGAUGAAGAAAAAUCCACGGAGAUUGCACUGGGUAGUACGUGCGGUGUCCUGAGCGCACCUCCAGCCUCUUUCUCAGCUCGUCGUAGCUGGAAAACUAACGAUUUGCGUUUGAAGAAAAAAUGUGGUCGCCAAGAUACUUCACCCGCAAUGGUGAUGGCAAUAGCCCGCACAGAACUGUCGUCGUCCAAGACAAACCGAAAGCGCAAACGAAAGGAUAAUACUGCCAAUGCUACGACCAAAACUCAGUAUUGA